This is a messenger RNA of Linepithema humile (Argentine ant), 3314 nucleotides long. Its product is annotated as kinesin-like protein Klp61F. Gene Ontology annotation, molecular function: microtubule binding; plus-end-directed microtubule motor activity; ATP binding. Gene Ontology annotation, cellular component: spindle microtubule; mitotic spindle; nucleus. Gene Ontology annotation, biological process: mitotic spindle assembly; microtubule-based movement; spindle elongation. NCBI's taxonomy places the organism in Eukaryota, Metazoa, Arthropoda, Insecta, Hymenoptera, Formicidae. The record is from RefSeq and is a predicted model, not a curated record.
UAAAGAAUAUAAAGUAUAAUAUCAAUUCUCGGAGGAUGUCGAAGGAAAAAGAUCAAAAUAUUAACGUCUUCGUGCGUAUCAAGCCUCUAAGUAAGACGAACAUAUCGGAAAAAUGUACAACAGCAGUAAAGAUGAUAUCCGAUACGGAAAUAAUGGUCUGCGAGCGAUCGCAAGACAGAUUCUCAAGGAACUUUACGUUUGAUCGAGUCUUUGAUCCCUCAUCAACCCAAGUUGACAUAUACAACACAGUGAUGAGCCCGUUGUUGAAGGAAAUCAUCGCCGGAUACAAUUGCACGGUGUUCGCUUAUGGCCAGACCAACACCGGCAAAACAUACACGAUGGAAGGCGAUCGCUUGAACGAUCCGAAUCUGCACUGGCAAAGCGACACGUCCGCCGGCAUGAUUCCCCGUUGCUUAAGCCACCUGUUCGACGAGUUGCUUUCAAAGAACCAAAAUUAUAUCAUCAAAGUUAACUACCUGGAACUGUACAACGAAGAGCUGUUCGAUCUUCUGUCGAAAAACGACGAUGUCUCGACGUCGAGGCUGAUUUUGUACGAGGACUCGAAAAAGGGCGUGCUCACCAUUCACGGCCUGGAGGAGGUGAUUGUUCGCGACAAGUACGAGGCCUAUGAGAUCCUCAGGAGGAAUUCGGAGAGACGGCAAACCGCGACGACUCUGUUAAACGUCAACUCGAGCCGUUCUCACACGGUAUUUUCGAUUACUGUACAGAUGAAGGAGAUUAGCAACAGCGACGAGCUGCUGAAGACGGCGAAGUUGAACCUGGUGGACCUGGCCGGCACCGAGAACAUCAGCAAAUCCGGAGCUGUUGACAAAAGGGCGCGAGAAAGCAAGAAUAUCAAUCAAUCUCUGCUGGCGCUCGGAAGAGUGAUAACCGCCCUCGUGAAUAAAGCGCCUCACAUACCGUACCGAGAGUCGAAGCUUACGAGAUUGUUGCAGGAGUCGUUGGGCGGGCGUACGAAGACGUCGAUAAUUGCGACUGUCUCGUUCGCCAACAGCAACAUCGAGGAGACGCUAUCGACGCUGGAAUAUGCGAAUCGAGCGAGGAACAUCACUAAUCGUCCUGAGAUCAAUCAAAAAUUGUGCAAGAAGCUGUUGCUGAAAGAAUACACCAAGGAGAUAGAAAGCCUCAGGAAAGAUCUACUGGCGACGUCUACAAAAAAUGGCAUCUGCUUAUCGCUAAACAACUAUAAUGAGUUGCAGAUGUCGAUGGAGUAUCAGAGCAAGAAGAUACAGGAGAUAAAUGGUACCUGCAAAAUGUUAGAAGGUGAAAUAAAGAACAAAGAGGAAUGUAUUCAUAAUCUACAAUUGCAAUAUGACGUUCAAACAAACGUGUUAACAAAAAUCACGAAUGAAGUGUAUGAUAUGAAUAGCGCCUUGAAAUUGACAAAGAUGUAUGUGAAACAGAUAGAGGAUGAUAAAAACAAACAGAAACACCUUGUAGAGAAGUAUAUUGGAACCAAACAGAUUUUGCACGCGCAAAUGGGAUCUCUUUUGAACGUGGUAAAGGAAGCAUCUGAAGAUGCGCGAAAGCUGCAGGACAAACUCGAUUGUAAAAGACAAAUUGAGGAAAAAAAUAAAAUGCUUGUAUGGCAGACUAGUGAUGAUUUGAUGGAACGCUACACAGAUAUAGAAAAUAUACUUUCAACUUAUAAAACAAUUAGUGAUAUCUUUUUUCAAAAGAUAAGAGAUAAAAUUGAAACUCAGAUAGCUGCACAAAUUAAGAAUAUGAAGGCGACAAUUCGUUCCAUGAUCCGUGAUGCAAUUCAUCAGCAUUUUACUAUAAGUAAAAAUGUAAAACGUGAGAUAAAUACUUCGUAUGCAUGCUAUCGAAAGAUGUUAAAUACAUAUGUGCAAGAUACAUCUCGUACAAUGAAGAACGGAACUGAAUGUUUAAGUGACUUCCAUUUGAAUGCGGCAUCGAAUAUGUUUGAUUUGUUGAAAUACAACGAGAGUUUUCUACAACAAUUACAGAUCUUAAAAAUGAACAUUCUUCAGAAAGUAGACAGUGUGUCAGAAUAUGCGAAAUUUGUCUUAGAAGCUGUCUGUGAAGAUCACCUUGAAGAAUGUAAUUAUCUUCGUAAAAGUUUAACCGAGAUUAGAGAGCAUAUUAAUUGUAUCGCUCAAAACAAAAAGCAAACCAUGGAAAAUUACAAAGAAUUCGGAAAGGAAAUGGAGAAUUUGCUGUGCAAAUUCAGGCCCUUAAAUGAACAUGACAGAAAUUCCAAAAUUAUUGAUGCGUCUUGUCAAAUUGAUGAGAUUUGCACUAACAUAUACGAUCACACACAAGUUUAUAGCGUAGACAUGAAUAAACAAAAGCAUUUGAAAAACUCGCUAGAAAAUAUAUCCCAAGCCAAGAGCGAUAUUGAUCAUAAUUUUGACCAGAUGCAUAUGAUGGGUACAAUUACUAUCGAAAAAGGAAACGUUUUAGUGAACGAUUUACAAAAACAUCUAAAUACUAGUUGUACCACAUUAAAGCAAUAUAACAAUAACGUGCGAUUUAAUUUAGAGCAAUUACAAGAGAAAAUGGAAAAAGAUAAAAUUGUAAAACUUAACUUAAAUAAUACUAUUUGUGAAACGGUCAAAGACCUGAAUUUAAAUCAUGUCACAUUUAUGGAACAGCAGCAGCAUAAAAUUUCAAAUUUAUGUAAAAAGAUAGACGACGAAUUAACAAUUCAUGAUAUAGAAACACAUAAUUGUAAUAACGACAUAAUUGACAAACUACAUAUCUCACAACAACAAAUCGACGAAUUUUUGGUUGAAGAUUCUCAUCAUUACAUUCCAACAGGCACAACACCGCCGAGAAAGACAUUUUCUUAUUCUCAUCAAUUUGCCACAACGUCGCCGUUAUUAUCAUGGCCAUCGAACAAAUCAUUUAUAGAUUCUGAGAUUGCAGAAAACAUAGGACAAUUUUAAUGUAAAAUAUAAAAGUUUUUACACAUAUAACAAUGAGAAUAUCGAGCCAAGAUUUGCUAUAACAAUCUUCUUUUAUUAAUAUAAACGUUUCGGUCAAGAUUUGACCAUUUUUAGUGCGUUCCGUCAAAAUUAAAAAUUGUACAAAAACUAAUUACGAAAAAAAACUAAUACAAAAAUUAAUAUUAUCUUAAAUUAAAAAUCCAUAAUAAAUCGGAAAUUAAAAAUUUAUUAAAAAUUGUUUUCUUAUAUGAUUUUGUGUAUAGAUUUAUUUAUAAAUUUAGCUAAUGUUAAUCAAUUCCUUGAUGUUAAGAUUAAAUUUAUGUAUGUAUCACUUAAAUAGGUUUUAAGAGCAACAUAUAAUAAAAGUUGAGUGUGUAAGCA